Lineus longissimus is the source of this 2061-nucleotide messenger RNA. RefSeq lists its product as uncharacterized. The coding region runs from base 250 to 1488 and encodes 412 amino acids. The record is from RefSeq and is a predicted model, not a curated record. The transcript has 7 exons. NCBI's taxonomy places the organism in Eukaryota, Metazoa, Nemertea, Pilidiophora, Heteronemertea, Lineidae.
AAUUCUAUGAGUUGGUUCACGCAACAGCUGGGCUAUUGAUGCGGGAGUUAGAGCUGGUGUUAUGUGAAUACCUGGCUAAACAGACAACAGUUGGCUCGUGGCUGCCGCAGGAUAAACUACAAGUAUCGGGAUUCAGUGAUUAAGAAACUUGUAGCAUCGAGAUACAGUGAUUAGAAUUCACCUAGGAUACUAUUGGUGUUCAGUAACAUUGAGAAACAGCAUGUGACAGUGACAAGACAGCCAGCAAAGAUGGACUUCAUGAAUACGAGAGGGUGGUGCCAGGCAAUACUGGCGUUCUUCUUGGUGCAGAUCAUUGGCUGUUACGGUUAUGCCAAUAGAAGUGUAAGUGCCUGUUUUGACACACAGAAAACAAUACGACUUGCAUGUGAUGCGGGCUACAUGGUGCGAAUAAUUCAGACAUUUUAUGGAUACAGCCAUACGGGACAGUGCGCGUUCAAAGAUGGCGACUGUAAAUUAGUGGAUAAAGAACACUAUUCUUGCAUCGGGAAACAAUGGUGCGUGAUCAACUUGCCGUCUGGGAAUCUCGGUAAUACAAUCCCAGGAUGCAGCAAUAAAAGGAGUACAUAUGUUCAGGCGGAUUACGAGUGCAUAAAAGCAUCAGAAACCGUGGACAUUUGUGCCGUCUCUGAAGUCACGUCUCAAUACGGAUACAUAACGACACCGCACUAUCCACGGAAUUACCCAAACAACAAAUCAUGCACAAUAACAAUCAGGGGACGCCCCACCCAGACAUUUACCAUAGAUGUGCUAGACUUUUAUCUUCCUGUUCCAUCACAAACAGGCUGUGGUGAUAAGCUCCGCCUAUCGAGCUCCACCAGGGAAUUGACACUAUGUGGAAAUCGGUGGAACGAUAGGAUAUUUACCACGUAUCAGAAGAACACGUCUGUAAAGUUGGAAUUCACGAGUGAUGAAACUAGUCCAAUGAAGGGAUUCUGGAUUUAUUAUGAAGCAAUUCCUCUCAUACCAACUCCACCACCACCACCAACCACAACAUCAACAUCCACAACCCAAAAAGAAGACACUACGAGGCCAUCUGGUGGCAGCCCAGGGAACUCACAGAACACUUCAGAUGGUACCGAGGACAUUGUGAAGGAGAAAAGACGCACAGGGCUGCCCUAUCCAGCAGCUGCCAUCAUCGGUGGAGUGAUUGGAGGCCUGCUCCUUAUCUUGGCAAUCCUAGUCAUACUGUUGCUGAUCAAAAGAAUCCGGGAACAUAAGCAGCUGAAAGCAUCGCGCACAGACCUGAAUACGAAACGAAAGACGUCAAAUUCACAUUUACAAAUCCAGAACAAUAUGGGAGUGACUUCACACAUUGACAAUAAUCCAAGUCAAUUCCCGAGUAACAAUACAUGUUAUAAUCAGAGCAACAAUGCAAACUUUCAUCCUGAAUAUGAGGGCAUGCGAAUGGAAAACAUCAACUCACAAAACAACUGCUCGGAUGGUGGACCAGGUAUCAUCAUGUGCUGAUGAGCAUUGGAAUGAAAAACCUUUACGUCCUUUAAAAGGAUGCUACAUGUGUGGUCUGUGGACAGAUAAUGCUGCUGAAACUGGAAUUUGUGACCGCAAAGACAGUUUCAAUUGACCAGAAACAUCACCAAGCACGGCCCAGUUGCUAGAAAGUUUGGUGUUGUGAACUAGAAUACUUUCUAACAACUGGAACCUGGUGGUCACGGAUCUGACCAUCAAAGGAUGUUUUAGACUGGCUCAUCUGUAUAGAAAUACAGGUGCGUUUAGUGUAAAUAGGUCUAAAUUAUUGACAUUUACUUGAUUUCCAGCAAUAGUUGAAGCACAUCUGGAAAUUGAUUUGUAAUAUAGAUGGUAGUUACAGGAGGAAUCAGACGAUACUUCGCUUCGAUGGAACUACUUGGUUUGUACAUAGGUGGCACUACUGCAUGCAUUUCUCAUUGUACAUUCAUGGCACAGUAAUGUAAUUUAUACGAAAUUGUACAUAAUUACUUGGGCACAUAAUUUUCAACUUCUAAUUUAUUUUGAAAUCUGUAAAAUACAGAAUAAAUGAAAGAUUUAUCGGAUAUACAUGUA